GGUGAGCGGGUUACCCGCUUUAUAGGGCCCUGCUGCUGGAGAUGUGCAGCGUGAACCUGUCGCAGCUGCGUCUGGUCUGUGUGUGUACAGCGCUGAAGGGCGGAGAUAGGUGACACGUGCUGUUCCGCAGCAGCAGCAGAGCAACAAGUGGCCCAGCUGCUAGGAAUCGUGAUACUACAGAGACAAAAAUGCAUUGCUAAUUGUGUGGCCAGCGUAUACAACUUCAUAUGAUGUGUGACUAUGGAACAGCAGCCUCUCUGCAGAGCCAAACUGUUUCUACAGUGCCCUCUGUGGGGAGAUUUUGUGGUAUCCGAUGCUGAGCUGGUUUUUACGUCUUAUUAGGAUGGUUCUGCAACAAAUAACCUACAACAUGGAAUCGGUACUUUGGUCGGGAAAACCAUAUGGAUCAUCUCGCAGUAUAGUCCGAAAAAUAGGCUCGCAUCUUCCCAUUAUCCAGUCCCCAAGAGUUCAUGUUCAGUUUAUCCCAUAUCCCGUCGCACUGAAUGCUAACAAUCCAAAUGGAGCCGUAGCUUCUUUUGCCGAUAUUGGCUGGGUUGCUGAUGAAGAAGGAGACGUAUUUGCAAGACUCCGGACACAGCAUCCUUUACAGCACAACCUAUCAGUAGAUGAUGUGACACAUUUUGACGGUUCCUUAAGGAGACAGGUAUCAUUGCCGGUCCUGCUGAAGGAGCAGCCAGAGGCCAAACCCCAACCUGCAGCCAAUGAAGAAGCUCUGCAAAAGAUUAAUGCAUUGGAAAAUGAACUUGCCAGCUUGAGAGCCCAGAUAGCCAAAAUUGUUAUUCUCCAGGAGCAGCAAACUGUAACUGCAGGUUCAAGUCCAUCAUCUUCUCUUGUGCUUGAUAGUUCUCCACUUCCUCAUGCUGCUGUGCCGCCGCCUCCACCACCUCCACCACUGCCUCCUCCACCUGCUCUUCAGCGAAGCUUCUCCGCAAUUGACCUUAUUAAAGAGAGGAGAGGAAAGAAAAGCAGCUCAGACAUAACUACCAUAGAUAGUGCACCAAAGAAGACUGAAAUGCCAAACAUGUUGGAUGUCCUCAAAGACAUGAACAGAGUAAAGUUACGCUCUGUGAAAAGGACACCAGACGAGCCAAAAUAUAAGCCAAGCGACCCGUCAGACCCAGCAGCGCUCAUUGCAGAAGCUCUAAGGAAGAAAUUUGCUUACAGAUUUCGUAGCGACAGCCAUGGGGAGUCCGAAAAAAGCCUUCCUAAAGUAGAGCACAAGAAAGUCGCAGAAACCCCAUUGUUUGGACCCCACAUGCUGAAAUCAACAGGGAAAAUGAAGAACCUUAUUGAAUCCUCCGAUUCAUGCACAGAACUGUUAUAGGAGAAUUGCUCGCCUUUAAUAGGAAUGCUGGUAUUUACAGUAAUGUCAGAUAUUGUGCUCCUAAGGGAACUUGUGAACAGUUCACAAUCAACUUAACACUAAUUCUUGCUAUAAAGAAUUGUUUAGUGUUUAAUAAUUAAGGGCUAGUUUUACUAGUGAUAUAUUUACAAAUGUCGGUUUUUUAGGUACUUUGUUAGUGAUGAAACAUACUGUUGUUGCUAUUGGUGCAUUAGGAGGGGUAUGGGCUGUGUGUAGAUAAUUUGUUUGGACAGAGCUCUUCCCCUAUAAAAUAAGACACUUUGUUAUGUAAAGCUUUAAGAACUGUAUUGAAAACACUUUAAUAAUGUAACUGUGGCAAGGUACAGGCAAUAUUAAGCUCUGCAGAAGUUGCUUAGUCUGUCUCUCAGAGGAUGGUGAAGAAAUACAAGUCAACUGAGGGAAUUCAAUUUUCAGUGAUUCUCAAUGGCAAGCUGGGUAUCGGAUGUGCGUGUCCCCUAGACUUACAGUAACCCAACCUCAUUUUCCUAUACGUCUUAAUGGGGAGCAAGGGACAUUUGUAUUUGUGGUCAUAAGUAUUUUGACCAUUCCAACGGCACUGUGCGGUCAUGUCCUGGAACUGAACUCCUUGGAGUGGCAUAUUAUUUUUUUCCCCAUGUUAGGCAGCUUUUCUUGACACAUAUUUAAUACGCAUUUUGAAAACUCAGGAAGAAUUAUCCAAGCAGUCAUGACACCUGAACACAUGUUUAGGAGUUUGGUUUAUUUAAACACCUAAAAUAGCCAUAUUAAUAGUAGCAGUAAAUUAAUUACAUGAAAUAAAGCUGUAGAGCUCCGUAGUUCGAGCACUGAAGAACUGACUCUGUAACCGUCUUGUUCACAGUCAGCACUGUACAUGAAGUGGUGCUUUACUGCCAGUCCUGUUACACAGAUCAUAUGUAUUAGCUUACAUAGCUACAUGAAUGAGAAAACACAGUGUUUCUUCUGAAUAAUAGUGCAUGAAUCCUAAAAUGUUGUUGUGUUUACUUUGUUUUUUCUUUAGUAAUUUAACACGUUACCUGCCACGGUUAUUUAUAGUCUUGUUUUAGUAUUAAGGUCUAAUCUAGAUGUGACAGUAAUUGGCAUUAGGAAGACAUUUGUCAUUUUCAUUGUGUCUGUAUUUCCUACUGCUAUAUGCCAUCAUUGCCCCCAUGUAUCUUAUCUAAUGCUAUAUGCCGUCAUUGCCCCCAUGUGUCUUUCCUAAUGCUAUAUGCCGUCAUUGCGUCCCUAUGUCUUUCCUGAUGCUAUAUGCCGUCAUUGUAUCCUUAUGUCUUUCCUAAUGCUAUAUGCCGUCAUUGCAUCCUUAUGUCUUUCCUAAUGCUAUAUGCCGUCAUUGUAUCCUUAUGUCUUUCCUAAUGCUAUAUGCCGUCAUUGCAUCCUUAUGUCUUUCCUAAUGCUAUAUGCCGUCAUUGCAUCCUUAUGUCUUUCCUAAUGCUAUAUGCCGUCAUUGCAUCCUUAUGUCUUUCCUAAUGCUAUAUGCCGUCAUUGCGUCCUUAUGUCUUUCCUAAUGCUAUAUGUCGUCAUUGCGUCCCUAUGUCUUUCCUAAUGCUAUAUGUCGUCAUUGCGUCCUUAUGUCUUUCCUAAUGCUAUAUGCCGUCAUUGCGUCCCUAUGUCUUUCCUAAUGCUAUAUUUCGUCAUUGUGUCCCUAUGUCUUUCCUAAUGCUAUAUGUCGUCAUUGUGUCCCUAUGUCUUUCCUAAUGCUAUAUGUCGUCAUUGCAUCCUUAUGUCUUUCCUAAUGCUAUAUGCCGUCAUUGCAUCCUUAUGUCUUUCCUAAUGCUAUAUGCCGUCAUUGCAUCCUUAUGUCUUUCCUAAUGCUAUAUGCCGUCAUUGCAUCCUUAUGUCUUUCCUAAUGCUAUAUGCCGUCAUUGCAUCCUUAUGUCUUUCCUAAUGCUAUAUGCCGUCACUGCCUCAAUUUGUCUACCCUAAUGCCAUAUGCCUUAAUUGCAUCCCUAUGUCUACCCUAAUGCCAUAAUUGCGUCAAUAUGUCUUUCCUAAUGCCACGUGCCGUUAUUGCCUCAUGUAAAAGUCACAAUAUUUUAGUUCAGUUGUUACAGGUACAACACAGACUAUGUGGGACCGGAUGGUCCGGCAUCUUUUUUAAUCUGGACGCGUCAAGAUUGAAUUAGGCUGCGGCGAGGGGAGUCAGGAUGCUGCUGAUACCACCGAUAAUUCAGCACAGUGCCAGAUUAUCUGUGUUGUACCUGUAUUAGCUGUGAAAUAUAAAAGAACAAACAGAAUAAUGGAAAACCGGUCUGAACAAAACACUUGAUUGCAAGGAGGUCAUAUGAGAGCAUGGGGAUAAGGGGCAUGGUGGGAAUCUCUAUUGUAGCAACUGGUGCCAAAUGGUAAGUGGUGCUUACAAUGGGUGUCAUGUAGAUGUUGAACAUGGGGUGCUGGCCCGGAACCCCACAAACUAAUUGGCCUAUUAGCAAGCUCCAUAACGGGCACAGAAAACUGCUGAGGAGUCCUUAGAGCCUUAACAACUAGGUUCCAUGUGAUCGCAUCCUCAAAGGACUCGCGCAUUGUAGCCGGGGCCUGGCCUAUCAAUUAUUUGCCCAAAAUAGGUACAGUAUGUCUCCACAGUGGUAAGCGAACAGUACAGGAAAGCGUGCCAGAGCUGUAGCAGAGCAUUCUGGGGGAUGGAUUUAGGAGUAGGUCAACACUAUUAGAGGUGGGAAAUCGCUUAUAUAAGAAAUGAAAUAAACAGACGUAUAUAGUUUUUCUUCAAUUUAGAUUUUGUCUACUGUUAUUUGCUGAUUUUCAAUUAGAAAUAUUAAUACCAAUUGGAAGCCUGCUAAAAAAGGGCUUAAUAAAACAUUUCAUAUACUAAACACAAACCUCCGAUCUGCCUACUGUAUUUUACAGUUUCGGAGUUGGCUAAGUUGCUGGGGGAUGUGUACAGGAUGCACCUAAUUGGAUGUUAUCACUCUCAGAACUCUUACAUGUGAGAUGAGUUACUUCGUAUGCAUCGAUUUAUUACACGAAUUCAUAGACAUGUCUUCUGUUAUGACUUGCAGUAAGCAUACUUUGCUUCUUUCCGGAAAGUGAUGGAACGUUUGUGAUUCUGAGAUGGGAAUCCCUGAAUCACGUGACUCAUCCCUGCAGAAUGAAUUAAUUUGUUUUAUUCUUAGCUGCUUAGAAACCUAUUUUCAAAUGCAAUACAGAGCGUUACUGACACUGGAUAUAUUUUUUUCUUUAAUGUCAACACAAAUUUUAUUUUCAUUGGCUGUGUUACCCCCAAAAGCUGUUACGCCAUGUGGCAAGGUUCAUGGAUAGUACAGCACUUACAGUGACAAUUGCUGGGUGUAUUGUUGGCGCACAGAGCCACCGUAACAAAGUACUGACAUUACACAUUGGAAACUGUCACAGCAAAGUGUAAUGGGAGAUAAGGAAAGCACGAGUAGGAUGUUAGGCGGAGAAAUAGUAACCAAAACACGUUUACUGCAGAGAAAUGUGCCAUUAAAAAUGUGCAGUGUUUCCAAAGAGAAUGGGUCGCUUAUGGUAAUCCCCAAUUUAUACUAUAAACAGAGUGACACCAAUCAUUCUAUACGCAGGUUACAUUAGGAAGGCCAUGUCUGCAGCGGUAUGUACUGCCACACUGAAGUAAUUCAAAGAUUCUGAAUUUAUUUCUCUAUCAUUAUUUGGUAAAUAAAAUGGGAAAUUGCUAAACAUUUAUAGGUUAAUUAAAUAAACUGUUACAGACUUGUUGAAGGAAAGCAUUGAGAACCCCUAAUGUGAUGAAGGCAGUGUUUUAGCAUUUUGUAGAUGUAUAAUAGAAAGUGUUUGUAUGUUACCAGAAGGAUUGAUGUAUGUUUAGCAGAUGGUGGUGAAUUGGAUUACAGAUGCAGCAAUACCAUGGAGUAUAUUCAAUUGAUGUCUGAUCCUUUCGGAUCCGAAAGGAUCCGACAUCUGAGUAUUCAGUGAAUGGCCAAAUCCAACAGGUUUUGGCCGCUCACGAAAAUGCUGACCGACUUUUAUUAAAGUCUUAUUGACAUUGUCUGAAACUGUGCCAAAACCUGUCAGAUUUGGCGCUUCGCUUCCGACAAAACACGUGGAUCCGCGGCUAUUCCGCCGAUCCAUGUGUUUUCCAACAAGUCGGAAAAUCUGAGGGGGCAUUGAAUAGGUCGGGACCCCUUCCGACCUAAAAAAGUCGGACACUGCCGUCUUUCCGACAAGACGGAAUUUUUCGACAAGAAUUGAAUACACCCCCAUGACUCUGUUCAAUAUAAAGUAUUGAACUCCUUGCGGGCAUAUUAAAAUAAACUCUAGUAAUUUAAUAUUUCCGAGACCAUAUAGUCUUAUCUUGCCCCUGCUUGAUUAUGUUAGAAAGGUACUUUUAUUUAUUUUUUUGCAUUGCUGGCAUUGUAAAGAGAAACAUUGUAUGUAACAUUUGGCUUCUUUAUAGACUAAUAUCAUGUAUACCAGUGUUUCUUUUUAGCGAGUGGAAGGAGGAGACGUAAGGGUCACCCUAACAUGCCCUGGUCGCAUGCAACUUCUUCUGGUAGGCCGUGCUGCUCGGCCAACUGGUUGAUGCAGCAUGCUGCGCCAUGCAUAUUAGUGUACUGGCACUCUGGCAUGGUCUUUCUGAUGUGUAGCCGGCAUAACCCUAAAAUGGUCUAUCGACAUUCUCAACGUCCACAUCUAUCCAUGCUGUAUUCUGAAUGUCUAAAUUAUGACUGCAUACCCCCAUGUUGGCCUGUUCUUAUUCCAGACCAGGUGACCUAGGUAGAAGUAAUUCUGAUCAUCUUGUGGUAAAAUAUCGUAUACAGUGAGUGGUUAACGGAAUUAGAUGGUAUUAACACAUUCUAGAUAAAAUGCGAAGACUUGAAAACUUCCAUGAACCAUAAAACCACACCAUAAAAAAUACUUGCGCACUGUUUAGUACUAUAUCUACUUCCAUGUUAAAAUAUUGCAAAAAAAAAAAUCUGGGUGAUAUGACUCAAAUGAAAACACUUCUCCAUACCAGCACAUUAAACCCCAAACAUAAAACGUUAAGUAUCUUAUGUUCUGUUCCAGAUAUCCACUUUAUCUAGCUAUUAUUGUUUUUGUCUUUUAAUUAUAUAGAGCCCACGCAGACUUUGGUUAUAAUAGCUUUAAUAUUUGAAAGACUGAAGUACGAAUCCUAGAAGUAGGACAGAGAUCCCUUUCAUAUCUAACUCCGAAAAUACCUUUUGGGUUUGGUUUUUCUAAAAAAAAAAAAAUGUUUCAGUAUCUUGAAGUUUGUUAAAUCUUGGAAGUGAAAAUAUAUACUGUGUGUAACUCUGGCCCAGAUUUUUCAAGCCUUGGAGAGUAAUUAAAUGCAGGGUGAUAAAGUAUCAGCCAGUCAGCUCCUAGCUGUCAUGUGACAGGAGCCUGAUUGGUUGGUACUUUAACACACUGCAAUUUGUCACUGUCCAAGGCUUGAUAAAGCUGUUCCUCAUAUACAAAUGAUUGCAAGUUGUAUGUUCCCAAACAUCUUUAAUUUGUAUGGUUGCUCCUCUCAAAAUAAAGUGCAUUUCUUGUGACCAGCAUUAGGAGUGUCCCCACUCACUUAACAGACUGAUUUAAUAACCCUUUAUGGUUUUGACAGCUGCAGGUAUUUGAAUUUGUGAUACUACUAUAUUAUCUGGUUCAGAGCAUGUGGUUAAAUGCAUAUGAUGUUUUGUUUAUUGUUGGUACUUUACACAGCACUACAGUUUGUGAAUUUUCCUUUGCAAGAAAAGAAACUGGAAUAUUGCUUUACAUUUUAAUAUUUUUUUCUGCACAUUUAGUAUUAUAAUGUAUAUUGAGUUUUGUAUUGAUUGUAUAAUUUGAAAGCUGUGUUCAUGUAUGUAUUAGACACUCAUUGAAUUUUAAAACAAUUUAAAAAAACAUGCAUCUGCGGACUUCAUAUAGUAUUGUGUAUGGUGUUAUGAUUUUGUACAACUUGUGUAUGUGUUACAGCUCCGAGUAACACUGUAUAUUCAAAUACCAACUCGCAUAAUUUCUACAAAUGGAGCUAAAUGUGCCAAAACUAAAAUACCAUUGUUGUGGUGAGGAGUUUCUUUAAACAUAAAAAACUGGUGUACGUC
Messenger RNA from Pseudophryne corroboree (corroboree frog), 7428 nucleotides. It is a transcript of the gene MTFR1, whose product is annotated as mitochondrial fission regulator 1. The record is from RefSeq and is a predicted model, not a curated record. Gene Ontology annotation, biological process: aerobic respiration; mitochondrial fission. NCBI's taxonomy places the organism in Eukaryota, Metazoa, Chordata, Amphibia, Anura, Myobatrachidae. The coding region runs from base 314 to 1345 and encodes 343 amino acids. The transcript has 10 exons. Gene Ontology annotation, cellular component: mitochondrion.